This is a messenger RNA of Sceloporus undulatus (fence lizard), 2380 nucleotides long. RefSeq names its product lymphocyte activating 3 (gene LAG3). Gene Ontology annotation, biological process: positive regulation of ERK1 and ERK2 cascade; interleukin-15-mediated signaling pathway; T cell activation. The record is from RefSeq and is a predicted model, not a curated record. Gene Ontology annotation, cellular component: membrane raft; external side of plasma membrane. Gene Ontology annotation, molecular function: protein tyrosine kinase binding; MHC class II protein binding. NCBI's taxonomy places the organism in Eukaryota, Metazoa, Chordata, Lepidosauria, Squamata, Phrynosomatidae. The transcript is spliced from 8 exons. Bases 44 to 1522 code for a protein of 492 amino acids.
UGAGCUUGGGACACUGAACCAUUUGACUACAUUUGGUGCCACCAUGACUUUAUUGGUCCUUUUCUGGAUGGUUGCCUUCAAUUUGCAGCUGACCAAUGCAGUCAGAAACUUUUCUUGUGCAACAAGAGUGGAGACUCGAGUGUGGGCUAAGGAAGGGGGCCAAGCUCUGCUUCCUUGUUACCUGAGUGCUCAGAAGCUGGAGAGCACCUGGAGGCAACUGUAUAAGGGAUUAUCAGUUCUUUGGGUACAGCAUGGAGGCAGGUCCCACAAAAAGCACCGCUUGGUUCUAAAGAUGGAGCCCAGUGGAAUCAAGAAAUGGUCCUAUUCCAUGAUGCAUCGAGUAGCCAUAUGGGAUGUUGGUUUUCUCUCAGGGAAUUUUUCACUCCAAAUUGACCCCUUGAUGAGUGAUGAUGCAGGAGUCUAUGAAGCGCUGGUGAAAUAUGGCAGCAAUCUUUGGUGCUGUCGGUUGGAGCUUGGUGUGGUGUCAGUGACUGCUGACACUCCUAGUCCUGUGGUUGAGUCUGAACCCACCAGGCUAACCUGUAAUUGCACACAUCCAGAAAAACCCACAAAGAUACGCUGGUUCCAUGCAGGUCUUCUCGUCCCCACCACUGGUCGGUUUAUCUCUGUGGACCAAUCUCUGUUUAUCUCCAGGUCGGUUGGGAGUGACUCUGGGCCCUGGGUCUGUGAACUCAUCUUUGCAGAUGGAGAGAGAAUUUCUGCCACAUACAACCUGCAAGUCAUAGGAUUUGCUGAGAAAACAGUUCAUGUAAUCUAUACAGCAGCAGGGUCUGAUGCUCAGCUGCCCUGCAUCCUGAAUUACAACCCCUUGGACUAUGGCAUUUCAAAUAUAUCUGUCUACUGGAACUACAUGGGAAAGAGAAAAGUGAAGGCCUUCAGCCAUGGAAAUGGCAGAGAUUUCACCCUCCAUCUCCCUGCUGCUGGCUCUGCUGAUGCAGGGCAGUACUUCUGUGAGAUCACCAUCCGAGGCACCACCAUUACUCAUAAUGUCACACUGGCAGUAAUGACAGUCCUAAGCAGUGAAGAGACAGCAGUCACAGAGGGAUCUUACUUGCUGCUCACCUGCAACCUCAGCUACCACACAGAACAUGAGCGUUUUCAGUGGCAGAAGUUGGGAUUCAAGCCCCCAAGCAAUGCCUCCAGGAGUGAAGAGGUCUUGAGACCCACCCUGGAGUUCUCUCCGGUGUCACUGAGUGAUGCAGGUACCUGGGAAUGCCAAGUCUAUGGCCCAGAGGGGAUGCUGGGAUCAGUGCAACAUCACCUGGCAAUUACAGCUGCCCAGGUCUCCAGUUCACAGCCUGUAACUUCUAAGAAGAUCAUUUCUGGACUGAUUGUUGGCCUCUUUGUUCUUGUUAUCUCUGCCUUGGUUUGGAUUCACAUAAGGCAUAGGGCCACCUCCUCCAACUUCCAAGCACUGGAUAUGAUGAUAGCUGCCACUUUGCCAGAAAAGGCAAUAAAGGACGGAGGCCAAGAAGAGAAAAUCCUGCCAAAGGAAAACUGAUGGGAAAGAGGCAAGAGUCCCACAUAUAUGACAGCUGCCAACGUUUGCUAGACAGGCUUACGAGGUGCAGAAUACUGUGGAUAUGGCCAGCUGCUUGAUGAGCCCAGGGUUCUCAGGUGGUUCCUCUCUGAGUAUGAGAAACAUCCGGAAGAGGAAAAGAUUCUCAGCUAUUCCUCCUCCUAAGAUUUCCCCCCCUAUUCUGAAUUGAUUCACGCUGGAUUUUUUUUAGGGCUACUGAUAAUAUCUCAUCAGCCAUAUCUUUAUCACCUGCUCUGAAGAUCUGUUUCUCUAUCUUAGGGGAUGCCAGAGAAGACUUGUUCUGUUGCCCUUUCUUUCACUCUUGGUGACCUCUAUCGAUUGAUAGGCAUGUAAUCGCUGUGGCUCAGAUGGCCAGAGCUGGAAUUGGGGGUCCAAUAGGUAGAAAAGAUUUAGAACUUGGGGAAGGGACUGAAGAAUUGGUCCAAGAACUUCACCUAAAUGCUCCAAAGACACCAGAUUUUUUUGUGAGGCUCACGUAUGGAGAUGGCAGACACUAUGUAUUGCAGUAUUUCUGCUUCACCUGCUUCCUUAAAUCAGUCUACCUGUAUGGUGGCAUUUCCUGCCCUGUUGGCAUAUUUAGAAAAAGGAGGCAAGGGUGCAUGGCUCUCCAGUGAUUUCUAGAGACGCUGGAAAUCCCAUGAUUGCAGAUCGUUUGCAACAUGCUCCCCAUUUUGCUUGUACUUCUUUUACAGAAUAAUAUUUUCACUGUAACAGUUAUACCAUAUUUAUGGAUAUAACUUUAUUGGAGAACACUUGUUUUUUAAGAAUGUUUCAUGUAUUAUUGAUGAUUAAAAAACCAACAACAACCUAUAAACAUAA